Nerophis lumbriciformis (worm pipefish) is the source of this 3642-nucleotide messenger RNA. The record is from RefSeq and is a predicted model, not a curated record. Lineage: Eukaryota; Metazoa; Chordata; Actinopteri; Syngnathiformes; Syngnathidae.
GGGUCGCAGAAAAUGGAGGUGGAGGGCUGGGACUCGAGUCUAGAAGAAGAGCUGGGCGUCUCUCUAGACGAUCUGAAGAAAUGGAUCAACGAGAUGGUGGAAAAAAGCGAGAUGGUACAGAAGAAACGGGCUGAGCUCAACGAGCUAACACAGUUAGUGGAGCAGAAGGAGCGAGAGGAGGCCGCCACGGAGAAGCUCUUCAACGAAGCCAACAAAUCGCUGGUGGAGUGUGAGAAGCUAGUGAGGGAGACCUACAAGAAGAAUGGCCUGGUCUACAAAAGCAGCUCAGAGGAAGAAGAUGGCGGCGGCGAAGGAUUGCCAUCCUCCGAGGUCAUUGAGAUAGAUGAUGACGAUGACGACGAUGAUGUCAUUGCUGUCGGUUGUUUGGUCCCGCCAAAGACUCCUGUCAUUACUAUCCCAGAUUCAAUGGAUACCUCCAGUGCAUUGAAGAAAACCAGUGAACAGGUCAACAAAUUAGUUCAAAUUGUCACCAGGCCUUCAACAGGGGCCUUGCCCAGAUCGCCAACCCAGUCAGGUACUGCUGCACCACCAGCUGUUAUCGUAUCUCAGAUUCUGACUCAACCUGCGGGCCAACCCAGUCCCAAGAAAAGGGAAGAUGAGCUCCGAGUGGGCAUGAGCAUCUUGGGGAAGAAACGCAUGAAGACCUGGCACAAGGGCACGCUCGUUGCCAUUAACGCCAUCGGUUCAAAUAUGUUUAAAUACAAAGUGAAGUUCGAUAAAGGCAAGAGUCUGCUCUCUGGCAACCAUGUGGCCUUCGACUACAACCCCACACUAGAAAGUCUGUUUGUUGGGGCCCGUGUGGUGGCCAAGUACAAGGACAGCCACCAAAUGUGGCUCUAUGCAGGGAUUGUAGCUGAGAUGCCCAGCACCAAGAAUCAAAUGAGGUUCUUGAUCUUCUUUGAUGACGGCUACGCUUCCUACGUCAACCUACCAGAUCUCUUCCCUGUAUGCAGACCAUUGAAGCGUACCUGGGAGGACAUUGAGGACGCGUCAUGCCGAGACUUUAUUGAGGAGUACAUCACAGCGUAUCCCAGUCGGCCCAUGGUGCUCCUCAAAGUGGGGCAGUUCACCAAAACGGAGUGGGAGGGAACUUGGUGGAAAAGUAAAGUCGAGGAAGUGGAUGGCAGCUUGGUCAAGAUCCUCUUUCUGGACGAUAAGAGGAGUGAGUGGAUCUAUAGAGGCUCUACCAGGUUGGAGCCAAUGUUCAACUUGAAGAUGACCACCGCCAACACUCAGGAGAAGAAGCUAGCUGGCCAGCAGAGAACACGACCCAAUAUGGGUGCAUUGAGAAGUAAAGGCCCUGUAGUCCAGUACACCAGCGAUGGCCAUGUUGGGGCCACUUCUGUUGCAGCCUCUCCCAUAAAGAUUGUUACUUCCCAGAGUGUGGUGUCACCUCAAAUCCAACAACCAGCAACAACCACAACAACCAGUCUUCUCACUCAAUCACCACGUACUGAUAACAAACAUCAGAUGGCCAAGAAGAGCACUUCACCGUUCAUUCCAGGUGUAGGCGGCACUCAUGCCUCAAAAGUCAUGCAGUCUCUCACAUCCACCCCUAGUACAAUGCCAAGAACGAUCACUCCCGCAAUCACCGCCGUUCCAGUUACGUUGUAUCCACGACCGGUGACCACUCUUGCCACUACGCCUGUAGCGGCCCACCCAGUGGCCACCAUCCCACACCAGCCGUCAUACCGCGCCCCCACAGACCGCAUCUUCUACAUGGAGCACGUCUGCCAGCCUGCCUGUUUGAACCGGGUGCGUCCGGCCAAUCGUGACAUGCACCGGGGCAAGAACCCGCUCCUCAUACCAUUGCUGUAUGACUUCAGACGCAUGACUGGGCAACGCAAAGUGAACCGCAAGAUGACCUUCCAUGUGAUUUACAAGGCCCCUUGCGGCCUCUGUCUACGUAACAUGGCCGAAAUCCAGCGCUACCUCUUCCAGACUACCUGUGACUUCAUCUUCUUGGAGAUGUUCUGCUUGGACCCCUACGUGCUGGUGGACCGUAACUUCCAGCCGCUUAGGCCCUUUUAUUACAUAGCAGACAUCACUGGAGGAAACGAAGACAUCCCGCUCUCCUGCGUCAAUGAGAUUGAUUCCAAGCCGCCCCCUGAAGUUGCCUACAGCAAAGAGCGUAUUCCUGAAGAUGGAGUGUUCAUCAACACAAGUACAGACUUCCUGGUUGGGUGUGAUUGUACCGAUGGUUGCCAGGACAAGUCCAAAUGUUCUUGCCACCAGUUAACACUGCAAGCUACUGCUUGCACUCCGGGUGCACAGAUCAACCCAAACGCUGGAUUUUUAAACAAGCGCUUGGAGGAGUGCCUCCCCACAGGUAUCUACGAAUGCAAUAAACGGUGCAAGUGCUGCACUCAAAUGUGCACCAACCGGUUGGUGCAGCACGGCCUGCAAGUGCGUCUUCAGCUCUUCAAGACUCAGAACAAAGGCUGGGGUAUCCGCUGCUUGGAUGACGUGGCCAAGGGCUCAUUUGUCUGCAUCUACGCUGGUAAAAUCUUGACGGACGAUUUUGCCGACAAAGAAGGCUUGGAGAUGGGUGACGAGUACUUUGCUAACCUUGACCACAUUGAGAGCGUGGAGAACUUCAAGGAAGGCUACGAGAGUGAGGCUCACUGCUCCGACAGCGAGGGCAGUGGCGUUGACAUGACCAGGUUAAAAAUCCAACCUUCAGCUUUAGUGUCAGCUAACGCCUUUGGACGGCAGACUAAAAAGGCUGGUAGCUCAAGGUCGUCCGACGACAGCAACGAUGAUGAUGAUAAAGAAUCCAAGAGUGAAGAGAGCGACAGUUCGGAUGACACGUUUGUCAAGGACACCUACUAUAGCAGCAGCUCGGUGUGGAGGAGUUACACCACGCGUGGACAGGUUAAAGGCCACAAAGAGGAAACUCAAGACAGUAAAGAUGGGAAUCCGCCGGCGCCCAAAGUUGAAGAUAAAUCUCCUCCUGUGCCAGAGGAGAUGGGAAAAAGCAAAGUGGCUUCCUGGCUGACCAGCCAGGGAUUGAAGAAGGAGCCUGGAGACAACAAAAGCCAAGUGAAGGUCGAGACGGCGAAGAAGCUGGACGUGACCACUCUCUCAGACAGCGACGACGUCCAGACAAUAAGCUCCGGAUCUGAUGACAACAAGGAGAAAGAGAAAAUCGUUCCAGGUGUGGUUAAGAAGCAGGUGGCUGUUAAAUCCACUCGCGGUAUCGCUUUGAAGAGCAGCCACGGCAUGAUGGUAAAGACGGGUGCGCCCGGAGGAGGAGCCUCUCAGGGCGGGCCGGGAGGCAAGUCGGGGCAGCAGGGACAGACGGGGGGCGGCGGGGAGAGCGGACCCAAAAACACGCGACAAUUUUUUGACGGCGAAGAGUCGUGUUACAUCAUUGACGCCAAGCUGGAAGGAAACCUCGGUCGCUACCUCAAUCACAGCUGCAGUCCUAACCUCUUUGUCCAGAACGUCUUUGUAGACACGCACGACUUGAGGUUCCCUUGGGUGGCGUUUUUUGCUAGCAAGCGUAUCCGGGCUGGCACAGAGCUGACGUGGGACUACAACUACGAGGUGGGUAGCGUGGAGGGCAAAGUGCUGCUGUGCUGCUGCGGCUCCACCGAGUGUAGAGGACGACUUCUGUGA